Molecule: messenger RNA, 840 nt
Organism: Aethina tumida (small hive beetle)
Lineage: Eukaryota; Metazoa; Arthropoda; Insecta; Coleoptera; Nitidulidae
Exons: 1
Coding region: 1-840 (279 amino acids)
Source: RefSeq, a predicted model, not a curated record
AUGUCAGAUAAAUCGAGAGAAAUUUCGGGGAAAGAUGAGGAGCAAAAAAACUUGUAUAAAAAAAGCACUUUGCAAAUUCAGGGGAAUGUAGAAGAUAGUACGGAAUUAACUUCACUGCAAAGAACCGAUAAAAAGAGCGCAUUACAAAUUAACAUGAACGAUGAUGAUAAGGUGGAAAAAAAUGUAAGAAUUGUAGUACGAGAAGAAUCGGAAGAAAAAGAGGCAACUCAAGACAAUUUAAAUAAGGAGAAGAAAGUAAAAGUAGAAGAACCCAAGAAACGUGAUGAAGAAGAAAACGUGGAAAGGGAAACCAGUAGAGAAAAAGUUGAACGUGCAUCAAAAUCCAGGGCGCUGUUAAACAUAAGAUUUGAGGGUGCCACAUCCAAACGGCGGUCGUCAGAAGACGGAAAACAGGAAAGCCCUCCGCCAAAACAGCGACCGCAAGAAAAUGUGAAACAGGAAGCGAAACAGCAAGCGCAGGAACCAAAAGGGCAGAAGAAAGAAGCAAAACCUCAAGAAAACUUAAAAAAAGACAGUUCAAGUUCCUCGGAAUCCUCCAGCUCAUCUUCAUCCUCUCCCCCUAGUAACGAAUCCAAAACUUCCCGAGACAACAAGUCGAACUUGUUAAAUUUUCAGUUUUUUCAUCCUUCGGAGAGGGGACCCGAAGAUGCUUGGUUGUUGGAAGACACGUUUUUCGAUCGCAUGACUUACACGGAAUUUAUCCAGUUCUGGUUGCUUUUCGUGUUUUUGUGUAUAGCCGCGUGUUUCUCUUUCUGCGUCUUUUUCGUUGCUCCGCUCUCUAAAUUUAAUGUUGGUCGUCCUGGUAAGGAUGCUAAUUGA